GAUGAUGCCGCUAUGGAUUCCCUCCAUGAUGCCAGGGCUGUUGUGGCUGGUGAACCUACAGACUGGCGCGUCUCUGAAAGCGAAUGGUCCCAAUGUCUGCAGCUACUGGGAAAGCUACCCGACAGCAGUGAAGGAAUCGUACGCCCACCCUUACAGCCAGACCGCCCCCGAUACCUUGUGACAGCACAUGGAGCUACUUCAAGACAUGCACCCCCCACCAAAGAUCAUGUACCGGACAGCAUACCGCCACGGGGUAAAGAUCGACUAUAGGAAGAGGCAUCGUUGCUGCCAGGGAUAUUAUGAGAGCAAUGACGAAUGUGUCCCACAUUGCAGCAGAGAAUGCGUACAUGGCAGGUGUGAGGCACCCGAUCAGUGCCAGUGUGAACCCGGCUGGCGAGGAAAAGACUGCUCCAGUGCCUGUGAACCUCACUUGUGGGGACCAAAGUGCAACAAUUCCUGUAAUUGCCGGAACAAUGGGGUGUGUGACCCCGUUUGGGGCUCCUGCAUCUGUCCCCCGGGGUACAAGGAUUCGUUCUGUGAAAAGCCCUGUGAUCCGGGCACCUAUGGAAUGAAUUGCCUACUGGACUGUCGGUGUAUGAACAACGGCAGCUGCGAACCGCAGAACGGAACGUGCAUCUGUCCGGAAGGAUUUACGGGGCCAUACUGUGAGAUCAGAUGUAAAGAAGUUCAGCCUUCUAAGUACCAAUGCCCAGAGUUUUGCCCAUGUCAGAGCGGAGGCAUCUGUAACCAGAGCAGUGGGGACUGCAGCUGCCCGCCAGGAUGGAUGGGUCCUAUGUGUUCCAUCCCAUGCCCACCUGGACAUUUUGGACCUGGAUGUAAACAGAAAUGCCGUUGUCAUAAUGGGGGCCAGUGUGAUCCAGAAAAUGGGCAAUGUUACUGCUCCUUAGGGUACAUGGGGGAAGGAUGCCUUGAGGAAUGUCCCAUUGGGAAGUACGGAAAGGACUGUACAGAGACGUGUGACUGCGCCAACGCCGUCCGCUGUUACCACGUCGACGGGGCCUGUUUAUGUGAGGCUGGCUUCUUAGGGGCCACAUGUGAGGAAAGAAUGUGCUCAGAUUCCAGAUACGGGCUCCAGUGCCACAUGCCCUGCCAAUGUGAUGCCCAGCACACCAAAACCUGUCACCCAAUGACUGGUGAGUGCACGUGUAAAAUGGGCUGGGCCGGCCUGACCUGCAACGAGACGUGCCCCCAAGGCUACUAUGGAACCAACUGUCAGGAGCCAUGUUUGUGCCUUAAUGGUGGAUCCUGCGACAGCGAAACGGGCCAAUGCCGCUGUGCCCCUGGCUUUACAGGGAAUCAUUGUUCUCAAUUCUGUCCCGAUGAAAAAUUCGGAGAUGGAUGUUCCCAGACAUGCAAGUGUAUAAACCAUUUGGCCUGCUCACCUAUAGAUGGAACCUGUGUGUGUAAAGAAGGGUGGCAGAAAGGGGACUGCUCCGUGCCGUGUCCAAAGGGAAGCUGGGGCUUCAACUGUAACAGGACCUGUGAGUGCGCCAAUGGGGCGUCCUGCAGCCCCGUCACCGGGCACUGCUCCUGUGCAUCGGGGUGGUACGGGGAGAAGUGUGAGCUGCCCUGCAAGGCUGGAAACUAUGGUCCCGGAUGUAGCCAGAGAUGUGAGUGUAAGAACUCUGAUGGCUGUGAUCCUGUCACCGGCAACUGCAAAUGUCUACCUGGAUGGACAGGGGAGCAUUGUGAGAAGUCCUGUAAAGAAGGGUUCUGGGGGAGAAGCUGUACCAUGUCCUGUACGUGUAAGAAUGGGGGGUCCUGCUCCGCAGAGGACGGGUCCUGCACCUGCACUGCUGGGUUCCAGGGCAGCAGCUGUGAGAACAGCUGUCCUCCCGGCCGCUAUGGGAAGAAAUGCACGUUCUACUGCAAAUGUUCCAACCACUCCACAUGUAACCCCAUCGAUGGAUCCUGCAAAUGUUCUCCUGGCUGGAGAGGCAACGACUGCUCUGAGCCCUGUUCUCUGGGAUUUUGGGGGAAGAAUUGCGCCAGUUCCUGUUAUUGUCACUAUGGAGGACGCUGCAGUCCUAUAGACGGGAGGUGUGACUGCCUACCAGGCUGGGCAGGAAAGACGUGCUCUGAAGCUUGUCCUCUUGGACUAUGGGGGAAGGACUGUGCUAAUAGCUGCUACUGCCAAAACGGAGGGCAGUGUAGUGCCACUGAUGGGACCUGUACCUGCCCAGCAGGAUGGAACGGGAAGACGUGCUCUGAAGUCUGCCCCCUAGGGACAUACGGAGAGAACUGCAUGAACAAAUGCAGGUGCCAGAAUGGAGCGGAAUGUGAUCACAUAACUGGGAAGUGCUCCUGUCUGCCGGGGUACCAUGGACCUUACUGUGAUAAUCGGUGCCCUCCUAGGACCUAUGGGCUUAAAUGCUACCAGAUCUGUGAUUGUCUCCAGAAUUCCACCUGUGACCAUGUGACUGGUCAUUGCCAGUGUGAGGCUGGUUGGUCUGGGGCACGUUGUGAAAAAGCUCCCGAUGUCCCGUUUACAAUGGUUCCGAAGACUUCUGUUAGCGUUGACUCCAUUGGACCCAUGAUUGGCAUCAUUUCUUUGGUAAUCUUGUUGGUGGCCCUAAUCGCCUUAUUUCUAGUCUACCGGCACUGGCAGAAAGACAAGGAGAGCCGUAACUUGGCAGUGGCAUACACGUCUACUAGACCGGCCAGCUCUGUGUAUGAAGUCCCAGACGUGCCUCCAAGUUACAUGCACUACUACACCAACCCCAGCUAUCAUACGCUGUCCCAGUGUCUCCCCAACCCACCUCCUGUCCCAAGCAACCAGGACAGACCAGGCAAGAAGAUAAAUCUUCAUGUAUCUAAUGUGCUGAAUGCCGAAAGAGAGAGAAUGAACUCCUACAGUCCAGAACACAAUGCCACUCUGCCAGCUGACUGGAAACAUCAGGCUGCUCCUAAAGGGCGGCAUGGCAUUGACAGAAGUUACAGUGUUGGGGUUUACUAUAAUAAGGGAAAUGAUUAUGUGAAAGACUCUGCACUCAGCAUUAGUAAUAGCUCCUUGAAUAGUGAGAAUCCAUAUGCCACCAUUAAAGAUCUUCCAAUGCUGAUGUCCAGAACCUCAGAGGGGAACUACAUGGAGAUGAAGUCACCUGUCCAUCGGGAAAUGUCCUAUGCAGAGAUUGGACUCUUUGAUGAAGACGCCAUGUACCAAGUGGAUUCACAGGAGCAAGACAGCUUCAUUCUAGGAGCAGCAGCCGCCUCCACCAGUUCUCCUCGUAACAGCCUCCAGACAAACCAUUAUGACUCUCCUAAAAACAGCCACAUUCCCAGCCACUAUGACAUGCCUCCGGUCCGACAGUAUCCGCCAUCGCCAGGAACAAAGCGCAAAGCCCGAUGAUAAUUACCAAGGGACUAUUUUUAUCAAAUAUCCAUAACUGGACCUGAUAAGGCAGCACUGUUGAAGCCCAAGCUGGAACCUGUGGGAUCUUCAUGCAGCGAUUACCUUCCUGAUCUGUGAAAUGACUUGGUGAACAGGAUUAGGUUCCCACUUUUUGCUCGGGGUACAGUUAAGAUGAAUGGAAGGUUCGUCCUCACUGUGAAUGAACUGCAUGGUUGUAAAUCUAUACUGUACUUCAAGUUUGGAGACAGGGCUCUCUAAAGAAAUAUGACUUUAGGUCUUCUAGAAGAUAACUAUGUCAUGAUGGAGGCUGGACUCUCCGAUAGGUCUUUGUUGAAGGCAUCUAACACAUCCAGUCAUAAUAGAAAUGGGACCCAUAAGUGCCAAAAGUGUUCUUGAAGGCAUCUACAGUCUUCUAAUGAUAUAGACUUGUCUGUCAAACAUCUAAACAGACUUCAUCUACAUCCUGUGUAGGUACAGUUCCUUUUAAAUCUUCUUGAAGGCAUCUAAAACAUCUUCUAAUGAUGUGGAAUGGUUAAACAUCCAGUCCUUGCAAAAGUUUCUGGUUCCUUUUGUCCUGAUGGAAAAUGGAUUAUUUCUGGUGAUACCUCUAAAAAAACAUCUACUCCAUGUUCUGGCAGUCGGAGCUGGACUUAAAAUACAUGCAACGUCUAUCUUGAAGACAAUUGCUACAGUUUCUAGUGAUAGAGAAUGGUCUGUUGAAUAUUCUAGACAAUGGACAGUGGAUGGCAUCUUGUCAGGAGUCUGAAAAUAAAUCAUCAUUAAGGCUUCUACUUUAUGUUAAACUGAUGUUGGACUUCUUUAAAGGGGUUCUCUGGGAAUUAAAAAAAAAAUGAAAAUACUUAAAUAUUACUUCAUUAUAAAUAUAUUCCCAAAUACCUUUCAUUAGUUAUAAUGGCUCGCUAUGUCUA
This is a messenger RNA of Bufo bufo (common toad), 4302 nucleotides long. It is a transcript of the gene PEAR1, whose product is annotated as platelet endothelial aggregation receptor 1. The record is from RefSeq and is a predicted model, not a curated record. Gene Ontology annotation, molecular function: protein binding. Bases 188 to 3370 code for a protein of 1060 amino acids. NCBI's taxonomy places the organism in Eukaryota, Metazoa, Chordata, Amphibia, Anura, Bufonidae. Gene Ontology annotation, cellular component: membrane. The transcript has 24 exons.